Coniophora puteana RWD-64-598 SS2 is the source of this 1788-nucleotide messenger RNA. Its product is annotated as beta-tubulin 2. Gene Ontology annotation, molecular function: GTPase activity; GTP binding; structural constituent of cytoskeleton. The transcript has 17 exons. Gene Ontology annotation, cellular component: microtubule; cytoplasm. Gene Ontology annotation, biological process: microtubule cytoskeleton organization; mitotic cell cycle. The record is from RefSeq and is a predicted model, not a curated record. Lineage: Eukaryota; Fungi; Basidiomycota; Agaricomycetes; Boletales; Coniophoraceae. Bases 6 to 1445 code for a protein of 479 amino acids.
CCACCAUGUCCCGCGAAAUCAUCAACAUUCAAGCUGGCCAAGCCGGGAACCAAGUCGGCGAAAAUUUCUGGGAGAUGCUCCUAGCCGAGCACGGCCUCAACCGAUCCGGAGCCUACGAAGGAAAUGAUCCGUUGCAGAUCGAGCGUGUUGGGACCUAUUUCUCCGAGAUCAGCUCAUCGGGCCCGGCACGCUAUGUCCCACGAAGUGUACAAGUCGACCUCGAGACUGGUGUUUGCGACAAGUUGCGCAGCGGGCCUUUGGGCAAGCUGUUCAGGCCGGAUACGUUCUUCACUGCCGAUCCGGGUGCUGGAAACAACUGGGCCAAAGGAUAUUACACCGAAGGCGCAGAGCUCAUUGACGGUAUCCUGGAUAUCGUUCGGAAACAAACCGAGGCUUGCGACUCUCUCCAAGGCUUCCAGCUCAUCCACUCCCUUGGCGGUGGUACCGGUGCCGGUCUCGGGUCAUUGAUGCUGUCAAAGUUCCGGGAGGAGUACCCCGACCGAAUGCUCGCAACGUUCUCAAUCCUCCCCGCACCCGGUGUAUCAGAAACCGUUGUCGAGCCGUACAACUCCGUCCUCUCCCUGCACCAGCUCAUCGACAACUGCGAUCUCACAGUGACGAUCGACAACGAGGCGCUGUACAACAUCGCGACGCGCACGCUCAAGCUCAAGGGGCCGACGUAUAGCGAUCUGAACGUGCUUAUUGCUAAGGUCAUGUGUGGUGUUAGCACGAGCUUGCGCUUCCCUGGGCAGCUGAACGGUGACCUGCGGAAACUCGGGAUGAACCUCAUCCCCUUCCCUCGUCUCCACUUCCUCAUGCCCAGCUACGCGCCCUUCUUUGACGAGAAAGCGAGCGCGUACCAGAAGAAAUCCGUUCCCGAGCUGGUGGCGUCAAUGUUCGACCGUACGAACUACCUGGUCGCUGCUGAUCCUCGGUUCGGGCGGUACUUGACGGCCGCGACGAUAUUCCGGGGCAAUGUUGGCUCGAGCGACGAACAGCAAGCGGUGUAUCAGUUGCAAAAGAAGAACUCGGCCUUUUUCGUCGAGUGGAUCCCGGACAACGUCUCCGUCUCGCUCUGCUCUGUCCCGCCCGUCGGUCAAACACAGGCCGGCGUGUGCUUGGCGAAUUCGACGUCCAUGCAGGAGAUCUUCAAGCGGAACACGGACCAGUUCGCGGCGAUGUUCAAGCGCCGUGCGUUCUUGCACUGGUACACGAACGAGGGGAUGGACGAGAUGGAGUUUACGGAGGCGUAUAGUAAUGCGCAGGAUCUGAUCACGGAGUACCAGCAAUACCAGGAAGCGACGAUGGACGACGAAGAGUUCGAGGACGAGUACGCGGCGGAGAGCGACGCCGAGGUGUCUGUCGCAGCGGAGAGCAUCGUCGGCGGCGAGGAGGAGCACUAUGAGCCCAGCGAGGCGUACGAGUCCAGUGAGGUCGAGUUCUAGCGAUGAGCGUCUCGCAACCUCCGUGCUGUCAAUGGGAGUAAUACGCCCGCUUUACCGGUGAUACCCCCGCUCCUCGACCCGGCUCACUCUUCUUCGCGUGUAUCACACAUUCUAUCCAGCUCGGAUUUACAGAUCAUUAGUUUUGUUUGCGGAUAUGAUGACUGGAUUAUUACUUACUUUAGAGUUCGCAUAUCGGAUUCCGAGUUGAUAUGAUAUCCCCGUAAUCGCUAGUGACACUCGUUUGCUCACCUCUUUUUUCUUUUAUCGUUUGCUGCUUUCGUUUAUGCUCAUAGGCUAUCCUUUGAUUGUUGAAACACAAUUCCGGCCUUUGGACAGCUCGUGC